AUGCAGUCGUCUCUCUUCCUCGUGGCCCUUCUUGGCCUGGUCCUCAGCGCGCCGUUGAUGCCGCACACUAUCGAGGACCGGGCCCUCAUCAACAUCAGCCCGGACCUGGACAUAUCCAUUACGCACAAAGACAACAAUGAGUGCAUUGGCAUUGGCAUCUCCGUCUGCGACCCCAUCAACGUCAAUGGCACUCAAAAUGCAGCGGAUACCUCUGACGACUCAUCAAACACCUCGUCCUCAGACGAUGAGUCGUCUAGCAGCACGAGCAGUGGUGGAGAUGCCUUGAUCAACAUCAGCCCUGAUCUGGACAUUGACAUUGACGACUCUGGGAACAACGAGUGCUUUGGCAUCGGCAUCUCGGCUUGUGACCCUAUCAAUGUGAACGGUAACCAGAACACGACUUAA
This is a messenger RNA of Phaeoacremonium minimum UCRPA7, 405 nucleotides long. RefSeq lists its product as hypothetical. The coding region runs from base 1 to 405 and encodes 134 amino acids. The record is from RefSeq and is a predicted model, not a curated record. NCBI's taxonomy places the organism in Eukaryota, Fungi, Ascomycota, Sordariomycetes, Togniniales, Togniniaceae. The transcript has a single exon.